Panonychus citri (citrus red mite) is the source of this 3883-nucleotide messenger RNA. Its product is annotated as ADAMTS-like protein 1. Gene Ontology annotation, biological process: extracellular matrix organization. Gene Ontology annotation, molecular function: metalloendopeptidase activity. The record is from RefSeq and is a predicted model, not a curated record. Gene Ontology annotation, cellular component: extracellular matrix. NCBI's taxonomy places the organism in Eukaryota, Metazoa, Arthropoda, Arachnida, Trombidiformes, Tetranychidae.
UUAAUCAUUUGAUUUCGGAAUCUCCAACGAAACGUUUGUUUGUUUUGUCUACUGUUUUUAUAUUCACAAAGAGAAUAGAAAAACUUUUCCAACUAAUUUAUUGUUCUUUUUAUUUUGUUACAUUCAAAGUGUUUCCAAUGUGAAUUUGAAUAACAUCUCAUCCUAAUUAUUCUCAGUGUUGUACAAUUAUAAUAAUGUGAUUCAAGGGAACACAUCAACUGUAAUUAACUUUCACUUUUUCUUUUCGUACAAAGUUCAACGUCUAAUUUUCACCAAUGGAAACUUUUUCAUCUUCUCAACAGUUAACUUUUUUACUCUUCAUCUUAUCACAAUUUAUACUGUCCAGUAGCAGUGGGUCAUCAAUACAAACCAUCAAAGAUAAAGGAGGAGGAGGAAGAUCAAAGGCAGGAGAGGAAGUGGUAGAAAGUAACAGAGUGGAAAAGACAUUUUCAAGAAUAAGAAGAAAAAUCCAUGAAAAGGAUGAACUUAUAUCUUCAUCUUCAUCUUCAUCAUUAUCUUUAUCCAAUCAAUUGGAUUACACAAACGGAUUUUCAAUGUACAUUCCUCCAUCAUCUUCUUCAUCAUCUUUAUCAUCAUCAUCAUCAUCAAAUGCUCACUCCAAUAAUACACCACAUUCAAGCCUAUCAUCAUCAAGAAAUCAUCCUAAAACUGUAGUUUAUCAUCUUAACGUGAACGGUAAAUCAGCUCAUGAAAAGCCUGUUAUUAGACAUUCACAUGGUAUCUUGGGUCAAUCGGUUACCUGGACACCAACAGAAUCGCCAUCACAAUCAACAAUCAAUGUAGUUUCUUAUUCUUGGCGGGAAACUGGUUUCACUGAUUGUAGUUUAUCUUGUCUGGGAGGUAUCAGAGAAAAUAUAAUCAACUGUAUUCGAGAUAAUGAUUCAAUGAUUGUCUCCCAAUACUUAUGCAAUAUUGAAGAUAAACCAGAUUCUAUCACACAGACUUGUAAUGAUCAACCUUGUCCACCCAGGUAUCAUGUUGGUGAAUGGGGUCAAUGUGUUGGAACUUGUGGAUCAGGAACACGAACUCGAACUGUUUUAUGUAAAAUUUUACUCGAUUUUUCAAAAAUGUAUUCAAUUGUUCCGGACGAUGAAUGUCCUGGUAUUAAACCAGAAUCAACUGAAUCGUGUUUCCUACCUCCAUGUUCAACAUCAGCAGAUGAUGAUGAAGAUGCUAAAUAUUUACCUGGAAACUAUGCUGCUCUUAUAGCAUCUUCAUCAUCUACAACAGUAUCAACACCAACAUCAACCGUCAAUUCAGUUAACUACUAUUGGCAAGAUUCUGGUUACACUGAAUGUAGUGCAUCUUGUUUGGGAGGUACCCAAGAAAAUAUAAUCCAAUGUAUUCGGGACAAUGAUACAAUGAUUGUCUCUCAAUACCUGUGCAAUAUUGAAGAGAAACCAGAAUCGAUUACCAAAACUUGUAAUGACCAUCCUUGUCCACCAAGAUGGACAACAACUGACUUUGGACCUUGUUCUAAACCUUGUGGAGCCGGUGUUCAAAUACGAGAGGUAAAGUGUAUCCAUGAGGUUACUCGAGGUUUCGAAAAUGCUUUACAUGUACCACAUGAUAGGUGUAUCGAACCUAAGCCAAUCGAGGAGAGAGUUUGUAAUGAAGAUCCUUGUCCAACCUCUUCGCCUAUUGAUAAAGUGUCGCAAGGUAAUAAAUGUAAAGGAGAAAACUGUCUUAUCGAAGGUAAAAAGAAACGAAAGUGUAGCAAAGAUCGAUCAUCAUUAUCGAACUCACAUCCAUCAAAAUGCAAUAAAAAGAAGAAAAAAUCUAAACACACCGAUUGUAAAUCGGGUAAGUGUAAAUCUAAACACGGAGGUGGAACAGAGAGUGACAAUAAUACCAUUGAUCCUUAUGGUCAACCAUUCAUUCAAACACAAAAUGAGAAGAAAGUUUCACUUCGAAUUGGUGGAACGGCGAUCAUUCAUGAAGGAACGAUUCUUAAGAUUCGUUGUCCUAGAAGAAAAAUGGAAAAUGACCUUUUACCCGACAUUGAGUGGACCAAAAACGAUUUUGCAAUUAAUUAUGAUGAUAAGAUUAGUCUCACUCGUCUUGGUGCUCUUAAAAUUCACGAUGUUGACUUUACCGAUUCGGGGACUUACACUUGUGCCUAUGGAAAUACAAAGUUAUCGAUGACAGUUCAAGUUGUCGCGUUUAAACCAACCACAUCCACCACAACAACACAAGCAACUUACCUGGACAAUGGUGAAUCAAUUAAUUAUGCAAUCGAAACAAAAGAACCACCAAGUAUCCCUGAUGAUUAUAGUGGUCAGUUGAAGACUGGACCAUCACCACCAUAUGAAUUGGACUCAAGGAAACGAGGGUCAAGUUUGAAUGAAUUGUCAUCUUAUUUUAAGAAAAAUAAACUCGAUGAUCCUAAUAAACUGGACAACCAGGAGAAACCAACUUGGUACCAGUUACGUAAAAUUGGUCAAGAGAUUAAUAAUAACAAUCGCAAUUGGGAUCUGAUGAAAUCGAAGGACAUUGAGAAUCGGCCAAUUUAUUAUGCUGACCAACAGUCAAGUCAAUUGUUUCAUAAUGUUGCUGAUGAUGAUUCUCGAUACCUUAAAUCUGGUCAAUCCACCAAAGGGACAGUCGAUGAAGCUAAAGAAUCGAGAAUACUGAAUAAAGUGAAACUGUCUGAUAAAAGUGCCUUACCAUCCAAUCCAAUUUCCGAUUCGGUUGACCAAUACAUUUCAGGAAAACUGAUUAAAAGGGAAUUUGUUUGGUUGGUCAGUCCAUGGUCAUCAUGUUCAGUUGCUUGUGGAGGUGAAGGAUUUGAGGUUCGCGCUAUUAAAUGUAUUGAAAAACAUUCAAAUGUAUCGAUCGAUCAGGAUGAGGCCUCAUGUAUCAAUUCUGGCCUUGGUAAGCCUGAGACGAAUCGUACUUGUCACAUUGAAUGUCCAAAGUGGACAACCGGACCAUGGGGAGAGUGUUCCAAGUGUUUAAGCUUCGGACAAGGUAAACAAACUCGAGAUGUAAAUUGUACUCUUUCCGGUGGGAAAAUUUUACCACCAACUUCAUGUGACAUGAAUAAAUAUCCCGCCGCUGCUCAGACCUGUUCAAAUGUCGAUUGUAGGCCAAUGUGGUACUCUAGUAAAUGGUCACCCUGUUCGGGUGUUUGUGGUAAAGAGGGUACACAAGAUCGGACAGUUGAUUGUGUCUGGUUAGCUGAUAGAUUAAUGAAAACAGUUAAUUGUGAUCAAGCAAAUAAACCAAUAACUGUUAGAAAGUGCCAUGUACAUUGUGAUAAAGAUAAAAAUUUUGAUUGUGUUAAUGCUUCAUUCCUAUGUAAAUAUGCUGUCUCUCAAUCUUGUGGUCAUCCUGUCUUCCGGUCAUCUUGCUGUAAAUCUUGUCGUGAUUCCGAUUUCAUAACAAUUAAAAGUUAAUCAUUUGGAAAAAGAAACACAAUUAAAACCAUUACCUUACAAUCAACUGGACAUCAACCAUUUAAAAGGUUAAAAUGUAAAAAAAUAAAUCCAAACAAUUAACAGAUAACUGAAUCAAUUUUGAUUGUAAAACUUUUUCGUUCCCAAUUUACAUUUACAAUUUGUUUUAAUAACUUUUAUUUAUAUUUAAUGUUAAUUGAUAAUAACAUUAAAUUCACACGAUAACAAUCAAUUUAAUUAGAUUGUAAUAAUUGUACAGCAAAAAGUUAAUCAACAUCCUUUGAUUAUCAGGAAACACAAUCAAUUAAAUUACCAAACAAUUAAAUAAUAGUUAUACAAACACACAUAAAGAUUGAUUGAAAACAAACAAUGUAAUAUAAUAAUAAUUACUUAAUUAUUAACCCUUUAAUUGCUGAUUGAACAAUUAAAUUGUAAUCAAUUUUCAACCAAAUUACACUCAUUUA